AUGAUGGAGUCAUCAAUGCUCGAGUACUACAUGGAGAGGGACUGCCAGCUGCAAAGUAUUGGCGGACUUCUCGACUCAAAGGGUUAUGGAAUCGCAGUUCCUAAAGGGUCACCACUUCGGGACAUACUGUCUCGAACGGUUCUACAACUGCAGGAACGGACUAUACUCGAGGCCCUAAAGAGCAAAUGGUGGCGCGAUAUGAGAGGUAUUUUCUACGUUCUCAUUACGGGACUCAUUAUCGCUCUAUUGUUAGCCUUUGGGGAGUACUGCAUUGAAUCAAGGCAUGACACAUUCCGUUUGCAGCUCACUGUUUUAGGAAAGAUUCGAAAUUGGUGGAUGGGAGUGAAUGGCGACAAAGCCGAACGGGCUCGAAACAAACUUCGCAACAUGCAGCUGGACACGGCCGGGCAAGAGUUUUCAAACUUAUCAACUACAACUACGGGAGGAGACGACCAGAGGUUUUUCAUUCGCAGUGGUAUGCGACGAACCCGAGCGUCGUCCACAAUCAGUCGUGAAGGUAUCAGGAGGCUCAGCCGAAUGCUUUCCGCUAAUCACGAGCAGCUCAUCCACCUACAACUUCAAGGAGAAAGGAAUUCUAUCGUACCUAACUCAAGAAAUACUUGA
Molecule: messenger RNA, 624 nt
Organism: Ostertagia ostertagi
Lineage: Eukaryota; Metazoa; Nematoda; Chromadorea; Rhabditida; Trichostrongylidae
Source: the annotation of a GenBank genome assembly